GAACGUGAGUUUUUGUGGUUAUAUUUUCCAGAGUGUUGACUUGGAAACAAACGUUAUAAAGCUUUUGUAAAGCAAUUAAAACAUACAUAAUUGAUAUAUUGAUAUCAUAGAUUAAUUUUUCUCUCAUAAUGAAGCAAGGCAUCAAGAAAUCAGUCAAUUCUAUCAUAAGAACAAUUGGAGAUGAUGAAGAAGUUGAGGAUUUUUCAGAGGAAAGUGAUGUUGAGGUUGAGUUCCAACCAUCUAAACAAAAAAGUAAAUCCAAAGCAGAUUUUGAUACAGAUUUUGACUUUGUUAGCACUGUUGAGGAAUACAACAGGGAUGCUUGGGAUGAUCUAUCAAAAUAUGUCAAGCGUAAAGCUAAACAUAAGACUGAUGAUAAAAUCAAAAGAUUACGCCAAUCUGGAAAUGAGGAAAAUAUAGGAAAAGAUGAUGAUGAUGAGAAAGACAGGGAAUCUGAAAUGUCUUUGUCUGAGGAUGAAAUGAAACAUGAUAAAAUCAAAGUCAGAGAUAAGAAAAAAAAGAAAUUGAGUGCUGCAGAGAAUGCAGAAUCUUUCUUUGAAGAUGUCAACUUGUCCACUGAUGAAAGUAUGAGCUUUUACCAAAUGAACUUGUCUAGACCUUUAUUGAAGGCUAUUGCUGAAAUGAAAUUUGUUCACCCAACUCCAAUACAAUCAUCAACAAUACCUAUUGCUUUAUUAGGCAAAGACAUUUGUGGCUGUGCUGCUACUGGUACUGGAAAAACAGCAGCAUAUAUGCUGCCCACUCUAGAACGUCUCCUUUAUAGGCCAACAGGUGGUACCUCUGUUACCAGAGUUCUGGUUUUAGUACCAACAAGAGAAUUGGGUGUCCAAGUCUACCAAGUCACAAAACAGAUAGGGCAAUUCACAGAUAUACAAGUAGGGUUAGCUGUGGGUGGAUUGGAUCUGAAAGCACAGGAGACUAUAUUAAGAAAAAAUCCAGACAUUGUUAUAGCUACACCUGGUAGAUUGAUAGACCACUUGAAGAGUACUCCAACAUUCAGUUUAGAAUCCAUUGAAGUUUUGAUAUUGGAUGAAGCUGAUAGGAUGCUUGAUGAGUAUUUUGCAGAACAGAUGAAUGAAAUCAUCAAACAGUGUUCAAGGAAACGCCAAACCAUGCUUUUUUCAGCUACAAUGACUGAUGAAGUGGAAAGCUUAGCAGCUGUGUCUUUGACCAAGCCUGUUAGGCUAUUUGUUGACAGUAAUCAGGAUGUAGCAUUUAAUUUGAGACAAGAAUUUAUCAGGAUAAGGUCUGAAAAAGAAUCUGAUAGGGAACCUAUACUGGCAGCACUUGUGUGUAGAACAUUUAGAGAACACUGCAUGAUUUUUGUACAGACCAAGAAACAAGCCCACCGUCUGCACAUUCUUCUAGGUUUACUGGGUCUCAAAGUAGGAGAAUUGCAUGGCAAUUUGACACAACCACAGCGCUUAGACAGUCUAGAGAAAUUCAAAACCAAACAAGUUGAUAUCCUUGUAGCAACAGAUGUAGCUGCCAGAGGAUUGGAUAUUUCUGGUGUCCAGACUGUUAUAAAUUUUGUAAUGCCAGCUACUAUGGAACAUUACAUUCAUAGGGUGGGUAGAACUGCUAGGGCUGGUCGAGCUGGUGUUUCAGUCAGUCUUGCAGGGGAAAAAGAAAGAAAAAUGGUUAAAGAUGUUAUAAAGAGAGCCAAAAACCCUGUAAAAAGCAGAGUAAUACCCCCAGAUAUCUUGGAAAAGUACAGAGAAAAAUUAGAGAAUCUAGAACAGCAAAUUUCACAAAUCAUUCAGGAAGAAUAUGAAGAAAGACUUAUAAGCAAAGCUGAAAACCAAGCAAAUAGAGCUGAAAAAAUGCUCAAAGGAGAAGGGAGUGAUAAGAGACCAUGGUUUCAAACAAGCCAGCAGAGAAAAGCUGAGAAAGAAAGGCUGACUUUGAAAGGUAAGAAAGAUGCAAGUAAAGGCAACUCUGCAAAAUCAGGAAAAGACAAAAAGAAAGACAAGAACAUAAAGAAGGGUAAAUCAAAAGAAACACCUGAAGAUAGGAUGAGUCAAGAAUUGAAUAAAGUAGCUUUGGUACAAGCUAAACUUGCUAAGAGAAAGCAAAAAAUGAAAAAAAUCAACUCUGUCAGAGAUGAUAGUUUCAAGACUAAUCCAGGAGGAGUAAAAAAACAAAGAUCACACUUUGCUGAUUUAGUUGACACAUCUCAAAAGAAAGCUAAGAAAUUAAGGUAUGAUGCAAAUUUCAAACAGAAAAUGAAGAAGAAAAAUGAUUCCAAAUUUGGCAAAAAAGAUGCCAGGAAGGGGAAAGCCUUUGGCAAACCAAUGCAGAAGAAGAGGAAGUAAUUCAGUUGCAGUAUAUGCUAUAUUUAUCUGAUAGGUGGAACCAUUUUUGUAAUAUAGUUGAAUUCAGUUGAACCAUAAAUACAAUGUUACAAUAUUUG
Molecule: messenger RNA, 2434 nt
Organism: Phaedon cochleariae (mustard beetle)
Lineage: Eukaryota; Metazoa; Arthropoda; Insecta; Coleoptera; Chrysomelidae
Source: the annotation of a GenBank genome assembly